Ooceraea biroi (clonal raider ant) is the source of this 2395-nucleotide messenger RNA. It is a transcript of the gene Atac2, whose product is annotated as Ada2a-containing complex component 2. Gene Ontology annotation, molecular function: histone acetyltransferase activity. Lineage: Eukaryota; Metazoa; Arthropoda; Insecta; Hymenoptera; Formicidae. The record is from RefSeq and is a predicted model, not a curated record.
AGCUAAUCUCAGCUUCCCCUCGUAAAAGGCUCCGUCCAUAUACUCCUAUGUCAAUGCUUAGGAAAGAGAGGUUAAGAUUAAAAGUUGAGCCAUUCGUUUGAAAUGUUGGAGCCUUUCGAGAGUGAAAGUACGACAGAAUUGGAGAAAAUGAACGAAGUUGGAAAUACAGAGAAUUGCAAGAAAUGUGGAGAGGCAUGCGAUGCUUACGAGAGCCCAGCGUUAUGUUGCAGUGGCGGAUGUGACCAAAAAAUACAUAUAAAAUGCUUGCAGAAAGGCAGCAUUACGCUUUCUUUUGUAGGAGAUGUUUUCUUCGAACUCAACUGUGCUUCUUGUAAUCCACUGGGCGUAGAACUCGUGGUACGCGAUAAAAUGCCGUGGCUCAACGUUAUUAUCCUAACGUUGUACAAUCUCCAUGAAAAGUCAAGUGGUAUCAGUAAACGGGGAUAUUUCCAUUGGAAGUCCGACAUUAGCACCUUUGUGGAGAAAAAUUGGGAUAACUUGUUCAAAAAGUCUGUGAAGAAGAAGAAGAAUUGGAUAGGCACCAUAUCAGGUACUCUCUCCCAUUAUAGUGGAAUCUUUUUCAAAUCUGGCACCAAUGAAUUGGGUGAAUCUGGAUGGUGGAAGCUAUUGGAUGAAGAUCCCCCUGAAGUUUUAAUUGCCAAAUAUAGCAAAAUGAUAAUAGAUAAGAAAAAGAAUGUUGACACAAAAGUUUCUAAUAAGUCACUGAACAGUCCUGCGCCGUCAGACUCCAGUGUCUCGAUAGGAGAGGACAGCAAUUAUAGCAAGGAGCUGUUUAAGAAUCAGAGCUCCUUGAUAUAUUCUCAAGCAUAUGUUAAACCCACAGAGACGUUGUCCGAUCUUUUAUUUCAGGAGGAUGAGAUAAAUGACAUGGACAUCGAGGACGAUUUACUGUUACGCGACGACAACUUUGUACCAUCCAUCUCCGAUCUAAUGAAGGAUUGUCAACAAUAUGAAGGCAACAAUUUCCACCUAGCACAGAUGACGGACAAUUAUGAAUGGUCGUGUAACACGAGCAGUAUCUCCCCGAACGAAGUCGACAGUGAAGUUAAGAGGAUUAAAGAAGAAACUUAUGACGACGAUAGUAAUAAUAGUUCUGUGUUCGUACAAGAGCAGCCUGUUUCUCUGUUCAGACAAACGAAACGCCGCCCGUGGCCUUGGCUCAAAACACUUGCUCCCCGCGAAAAAGUAGCACGUAUGACUGCUCAGGAAGAAGCAUAUUUGCUGCAGACAUUGAACAAGACUGAUCUCGAUAAAGCACCGCCCGCUGUAAGAAGACUCUACAGGAAAUUAGCAGUGCGAAAGACUAAAAGAGAAAGAGGCCUUCCUUUAUUGGAUAUAGAUCAAGCAAGCGGGUCCAAGUCCGGAGCAUCUGCGAUACCGUCAAAAGACAAUGGCCGGGUGUUGGAUCGAUUUUGUGGUGAUGACCUGGAAUACAUGUUCGAACAAAGGCUGCAGGGGCACAAUGAGGCUGUCUCCGUACAAAGUCCGUACACAGGUAGACUGUUGAAGCCAUUUAUAAGACGAGAGACGGCUUUUCAACCGUUAUGGUUGAGGGUUAUGGAGGAGCUGUGCGCGAAAGUCAACAAGGACAAUCGACAAUGGAAAGCACCGCCUAAGGCGCCUAUCGAUUACUCUUACAUCAGACCGCAACAUGUUUCCGCGGUCAACAGCCUGUGCAGGCGAUUCUUCUGGCCUGGUAUAGAUCUGACCGAAUGUCUGCAGUAUCCGGACUUCACGUGCGUCGUACUGUACAAGAAGCUAGUCAUAGGCGUUGGAGUGUUGGUGCCAAACGUCGGCUGCAACGAAGCCUACAUCUCGUUCUUCCUGGUGCGCCCUGAAUGGCGAAAAUGCGGCAUCGGCACGUUCAUGCUGUACCACUUGAUACAGACUUGCAUGGCACAGGACAUUACGUUACACGUGUCGGCAACGAAUGUCGCGGUCUUGCUCUACCAGAAGUUCGGUUUCAAGGUGGAGGAGUUCGUACAAGAUUUCUACGACAAGUACAUGCCGCCAAAUUCGCGAGAAUGUAGGCACGCCCUAUUUUUACGUUUAAGUAGAUAAUUCUAAUUUUGGUAAUUGUGAAGGAGAGCUCCUUCCUCUCCGAUUUCCUUCAAACUUGGUAGAAAUGUAUAUUUUGGUCCUAAAACACGAUUGCGAGAAGGAGAAUCGUCGCUCUCAAGUAGAAAAAUGUUAUUACGUGCUGAAAAGUCACAGUUUCGAGAUUAGGAAAUCUGUCACACCGACAAUCUACGGGCGUAGCGCACACUGACCAAGCAUGCGCGGGUUUUUUCACACGCUUUUUAUGCUUAUUUUGUUCAUAGUAUACUUUAUAGCAGCGAAAUGUAAGAUUACUUGUGUUAAGGGGAUGCUGGAG